Molecule: messenger RNA, 972 nt
Organism: Bufo gargarizans (Asiatic toad)
Lineage: Eukaryota; Metazoa; Chordata; Amphibia; Anura; Bufonidae
Product: major histocompatibility complex class I-related gene protein-like
Exons: 3
Coding region: 1-780 (259 amino acids)
Source: RefSeq, a predicted model, not a curated record
AUGUCUCGAGAGGUGAUGAUUUUCUGUAAGGGACAUUCCAUUGUUUACCACUCAUGCAGAGUUUCUGUUCUUCCGUUUCAAGGAGACCACAUUCUUCAAAAUUUAGACGGAUGCGUCCUCUUUGAUAAUGGCACAGUUAAUAUCAUAAAAAAAUAUCAUUUUAAUGGAAAACCACUUGCAUUUUUCAACUGGGAGACUGGAAAAUGGAUGGCAGAACUGCCGGAGUAUAAAGAUUUGGUUGAUGAUUGGAAUGGAAAUACAACUAUGUCUGAAGAAGAAAAGAAUAUUUCAUUGAGUGAAUGUGUUCCGCACAUACAAGAACUGCUUCAACUGGGCAAAUGCACGCUCGAUAGGAAAGAGGCUCCAGUUGUGAAAGUGACUCAGGUUCCUAAAGAGAAUGCUGGCGUUAGGCUCUACUGUCGAGCAUAUGGACAUUACCCCAAGGACAUCUUCAUAAUGUGGUACAAGAACGGACACCAGAUAAGGGAGAUGAUGAUGGAAAGGUUGACCCUGCCACUUCCUGACUUGACAUAUCUGACCUCAUUAUCUUUCAAUGUUUCGGCUGUGGCUGAUGAUGUUUAUACCUGCAAGGUCAACCACAGUAGUAUGCUGCUGAAUUUCACACAAGAUCUAAGAAUUUCAGAUGAUUUUGAAAGUCUAAGCAGCACUUCUUCGAAUCCAUCUACUGGGGCGGUGAUUGCUAUCUGCCUGGCCAUCAUCCUGGCCAUCACUAUCAUUGUGUUUAGCUCAGUAUCAUUUGCAAAAAGGGGACGACAAUGAUAUCUGUCGUUUCAAGGAAAUGUAUCGAGUAAGGGAUCCUAUUAUGGAGCUGUAACCGAUAUAACAAUUUGCCAUUCCACUGGUCAAUUAGGUGUUAUAAUCAUUUGCCCUCCGGCGAUGUGCCGCUGACCAGUGAGUAUUUGUAUGCACAUAUGAAAAUUUGAUUGGGCAACAAAUGAGCCCUUGCUUAUU